Messenger RNA from Pelobates fuscus (common spadefoot toad), 1046 nucleotides. It is a transcript of the gene SHISA4, whose product is annotated as shisa family member 4. The coding region runs from base 53 to 574 and encodes 173 amino acids. The record is from RefSeq and is a predicted model, not a curated record. NCBI's taxonomy places the organism in Eukaryota, Metazoa, Chordata, Amphibia, Anura, Pelobatidae. The transcript has a single exon.
GAUAACACUUCCAGUCUCCAUUCAGAGGGAAAGGUUUCGUUCCUAAUCAGCCAUGGCUUUAUCAUCCUUAUCUGUGCUAGCCUGCCUGUGUCUCAUCUCACUCACAGGAGUGUUGGCGGACGACUGCGCACCCUAUGUUGGUUAUGAUCUACGUAUACAUGGGAAACAGGAAUGUAUUCUAUUGUUCUGUGCGGGAAAUUGCUUUGAGAGAUACUGUGGUUUGCUCCCUGAAACAAUGUUGGAUCAGUCACAAUUCUCGUGUCUGCUAAACAAUCUUUACGUGGUGAUUGGAGUGGGCCUUGUGAUAGGUCUGAGUUUGGUGGCUUCUCUGAUCACCUGCAUCUGUAAAUGCUGUUUAUGUUGCCAGUUGUCUUCCCGUCCAAGCCAUUCUCACGUAACUUUUUCUGUGGCAGUGACCAAUGUCACACCUCAGCCAAUUGUGAUGCCAAUGGCUUACGCAGCAGGAUACCAGCCGGUUCCAAGCCAUCUUAUGCAUGCCGGACCAACAGACAAGGCCUGCAUGCCCCCACCAUAUCCAGGUGCAGACAACAUGGGUUAUGUUGAGUAUCCCUGAAAUGGAAACUCCCAUCGGAACUCAUAACAACAAUCUGAUAUCACUGUACUGUUCAAUAUAGGGAGAGGGAUAUUCUUAUUUUUUUUCCAGACUUAACUCAAAAUGUUGUACUGUUUCUACUUUGGUGUGUAGUUACUUGGCAUGGAUAACUCCUAUACUGCCAUAUGGGUUGCAGUACUCUGGCCCUGUUAAUUAGAGCACUGGUCCCCAACCCAGGCCUCAUGGACCAGUAACAGUCCAGGAUUUAUGUAUUUCCCUUUUUUUUAUUCAAAUGGAGAUACUGACGAAACCUAAACUCAAGGAUGGAAAUGAUCUCCAUUCUAAAAUCUGGGAAUAUUUACCUAGGAUGCUGUAAAGUAUUCCCAUGUUUCACGGAUAUUCUGUAAUCAGUAAGUAGAAAGGAUGUCCCAGCCAAUACCUGAUGUCCCAUUGCCUACUAUGGUGAACGCACUGCAUAUGUAUGAUAUUAAAU